Lepidothrix coronata (blue-crowned manakin) is the source of this 911-nucleotide messenger RNA. Its product is annotated as cytotoxic and regulatory T-cell molecule-like. The annotation marks the transcript as partial. Gene Ontology annotation, cellular component: plasma membrane. The record is from RefSeq and is a predicted model, not a curated record. Gene Ontology annotation, molecular function: signaling receptor binding. Gene Ontology annotation, biological process: detection of tumor cell; positive regulation of natural killer cell mediated cytotoxicity directed against tumor cell target; cell recognition. Lineage: Eukaryota; Metazoa; Chordata; Aves; Passeriformes; Pipridae. The transcript has 5 exons.
GUGACACCAAGCACGAGCUGGGAUCUGAUGGGAAGAAAUGGAGCACAACCAGCACGUUGACAGUCCUCUCCUACAGGCCCAACGCCACAGCCAGCUGCAUCAUCCACCACCCAGCCCUGAGGGAAGAGAAGCUGAUGGCAUCUUUCCACUUCCAGGACUUCCCCAGGACGGGAUCCAAACAACCAACCAGCCCUCCUGCAGCACCAGAGAGUCCAGCAGGUUCCAGCUCAGCACCAACACCAACCCAGCAAAGCCUCCCACCAGAUCUCACAUCUGAUUGGCCUGAAGGAUCAGCAGCUUCCUCAGGAGAUGAAGAAUUGGGAGGUUCCUCGGGUUAUGGUGACCCCAAUGGGACUGAGACAGCAUCCAAAGGAAAUGUCACAACAGAGGAACUUCCCAGGACAGAAGCCCCACUGCCACGUGAAAACACCACUGUGACUUCCACCUUCACUGCUGAGCAAGAUCCCAAAUCCAAAGGCAUCAUAAAGAAGGAGAAGGACCUCUUGCUGCCAAUCCUGGUGGCUGCCCUGAUUUUUGUGCUGCUCAUCAUUGUCCUGCUUUUCAUGAUGAAGCUGAAAAAAGCUCAUGGAGUGUGGAAGAGAGGUGGGUGAUGGCCCUGGAAUGUUGACCAUGGAAUUGCUGUGUUAAGCCUGUCUCUGAGCUGGUCAGGCUGAUUGAACCCCCAUUUCAUAACCAGGCCCUCAGGAUUUUCAUGCUAAAGGCAGAGGGUGAGAAAGAGUAGUGGGAAAAAAAUUAUUCUCUUAAUUACAUCUCUUUUCUGUGCAGAAAAUGAUGUUUCAGAGCAGACACUGGAGAGUUAUAAAUCCAGAUCUAAUGAAGACAGUCCAGGCCAUGAGAAGAAUGGACAAGGUAAAAAACUUUAACCAACAUAAACUAAUUCCUUUGGGGCA